Messenger RNA from Castor canadensis (American beaver), 3613 nucleotides. The record is from RefSeq and is a predicted model, not a curated record. Lineage: Eukaryota; Metazoa; Chordata; Mammalia; Rodentia; Castoridae.
AUGUUGCGACUAGGAAGCCAGGCACUCCGGCGUUUCUCCACCGGCCGGGUGAGUUUAUUUCAAAACAAGCUGAAGUUGGCACUUAUCGGCCAGAGCCUCUUUGGACAGGAAGUCUAUAGCCAUCUCCGGAAGGAGGGCCACCGAGUAGUAGGGGUGUUCACGGUUCCGGAUAAGGAUGGAAAAGCUGAUCCACUGGCUUUGGCUGCAGAGAAGGAUGGGACCCCUGUGUUCAAGUUCUCCCGAUGGAGAGUCAAGGGCAAGACCAUCAAGGAGGUGAUGGAGGCCUACAGAUCUGUGGGUGCCGAGCUAAACGUGCUUCCCUUCUGCACACAGUUCAUCCCCAUGGAUGUAAUCGAUAGCCCCAAGCAUGGCUCCAUCAUUUAUCACCCGUCCAUCUUGCCCAGGCACAGAGGGGCCUCUGCCAUCAACUGGACUUUAAUUAUGGGCGAUAAGAAAGCUGGGUUUUCUGUUUUCUGGGCUGAUGAUGGCUUAGAUACAGGACCUAUCCUUCUUCAGAGAUCAUGUGACGUUGAGCCUAAUGACACAGUGGAUGCACUUUACAAUCGAUUCCUUUUUCCUGAAGGAAUUAAGGCCAUGGUAGAGGCUGUCCAACUCAUAGCUGAUGGAAAAGCUCCUUGUAUUCCCCAGCCAGAAGAGGGGGCAACAUAUGAAGGUAUCCAGAAAAAGGAAAACGCUAAGAUUUCUUGGGAUCAGCCUGCCGAAGUCUUGCAUAACUGGAUUAGAGGUCAUGAUAAAGUCCCUGGAGCCUGGACAGAGAUAAAUGGACAGAUGGUCACUUUCUACGGCUCGUCAUUACUGAAUAGUUCUGUGCCUUCCGGAGAGCCACUGGAAAUUGCAGGUGCCAAGGAGCCUGGCCUUGUUACCAAAAGCGGUCUUGUGCUUUUUGGUAACGAUGGGAAAGCACUGAUGGUGAGAAGUCUGCAGUUUGAAGAUGGGAAAAUGAUUCCAGCCUCGCAGUACUUUUCGGCGGGUGAGACACCUGUGGUAGAACUUACAGCCGAAGAGACGAAGGUGGCUGAGACCAUCAAGGUCAUCUGGGCUGGGAUUUUAAGCAAUGUCCCUGUUAUCGAAGACUCCACAGACUUCUUUAAGUCUGGAGCAAACUCUAUGGAUGUCGUGAGGCUGGUUGAAGAGAUCAGACAAAAGUGUGGUGGACUUCAGUUACAGAAUGAAGAUGUCUAUAUGGCUACCAGGUUUGAAGACUUCAUUCAAAAGGUUGUGAGAAAACUGAGAGGAGAGGACCAAGAGGAGGAGCUGGUAGUAGAUUACGUUUUGAAGGAGGUCAAUGACAUGACGAUAAGAAUGCCUUCUCAGUGUUUCAUAAAUGGACAGUUUGUGGACGCAGAUGAUGGAAAGACGUAUGACACCAUCAACCCAGCAGAUGGAUCUACAAUCUGCAAAGUGUCCUACGCUUCUUUGGUGGAUGUUGACAAGGCAGUAGCCGCAGCCAAGGAUGCCUUUGAGCACGGCGAGUGGGGAAGAAUGAACGCCCGAGAGAGAGGAAGGCUGAUGUACAGGCUUGCAGACCUACUGGAAGAAAACCAAGAAGAGCUGGCCACCAUUGAAGCCCUUGACUCAGGGGCUGUCUAUACCUUGGCUCUGAAGACUCACAUUGGAAUGUCUGUGCAAACACUCAGAUACUUUGCUGGCUGGUGUGACAAAAUUCAGGGCUCGACAAUUCCGAUCAACCAGGCCCGUCCAAAUCGCAACCUGACCUUCACCAAGAAGGAGCCCCUGGGCGUCUGUGCCAUCAUCAUUCCCUGGAACUAUCCGCUGAUGAUGCUGGCGUGGAAGAGUGCAGCGUGUCUGGCGGCAGGCAACACCUUGGUGUUGAAGCCAGCUCAGGUCACACCCUUGACUGCUUUGAAGUUUGCAGAGCUGUCUGUGAAAGCAGGCUUUCCCAAGGGGGUAAUCAACAUCAUCCCAGGCUCAGGGGGCGUUGCAGGACAGCACCUUUCUGAGCACCCUGAUAUCCGCAAACUCGGUUUCACUGGCUCCACUGCUAUUGGCAAACAGAUCAUGAAGAGCUGUGCUGUGAGCAACUUGAAGAAAGUCUCCCUUGAGCUUGGCGGCAAGUCCCCACUUAUAAUAUUCAAUGACUGUGAACUUGACAAGGCUGUGCGAAUGGGCAUGGGCGCAGUGUUUUUCAACAAAGGAGAGAACUGUAUUGCAGCUGGGCGAUUGUUUGUGGAAGAAUCCAUCCACGAUGAGUUUGUGACAAGAGUGGUUGAAGAAAUUAAAAAGAUGAAAAUCGGUGAUCCACUUGACAGAUCUACUGACCAUGGGCCCCAAAACCAUAAGGCCCACCUGGAAAAACUGCUGCAAUACUGUGACACUGGAGUGAAGGAAGGGGCCACUUUGGUGUAUGGGGGACGACAAGUCCAAAGGCCAGGCUUUUUUAUGGAGCCAACUGUGUUCACAGAUGUGGAAGACCACAUGUACCUUGCCAAAGAGGAAUCCUUUGGGCCUAUUAUGGUCAUUUCUAAAUUCCAAAAUGGGGACAUCGAUGGAGUGUUGCAGCGAGCUAACAAUACAGAGUAUGGUUUGGCCUCAGGGGUUUUCACAAGAGACAUAAACAAAGCUAUGUAUGUGAGUGAAAAACUAGAAGCAGGAACUGUUUUCAUCAACACAUACAACAAGACAGAUGUGGCAGCACCAUUUGGUGGAAUAAAACAAUCAGGCUUUGGAAAAGACUUGGGUGAGGAAGCUCUCAACGAGUAUCUCAAAACCAAGACUGUGACACUGGAGUAUUAGAGCAAUGCCAUCACCAGGAAACCCUUGGCAGAGAGCAUGACUUCUCAACUCUAUAUACUGAAGAAACCCGGAUGUGCUGACGAAAGGGGAACCAGCCAUGAGCCAAAAAAUACACACCUGGACCAAGAAGAGGGUCAGGCCACUUGUCUGAGCAUUUACACAUGUGCCUGAAUAUUUAUUUUCUAAUGCACCUUUUGUACCUUAAAAUGAUUUGCAUUUGAUGGGUUUUGAGUACAUUUGAUAUCAUACACAUUUGUAAAACACCAACGUGCUUUUUCCCUAGCAAGACUCAUCUAUUCAUGGUCAUCCACUGUGAAAACAUCCGUAUCAUGCAGCUGCAAUGACAAGGUGCCCUGGAAUCUCUGUAUAUGUACAGGCUUUAACCUCUGAACCAUACAUGUGGAUUAUUGAAAGAUUUUCUAUAAUUUUGCUUUUAAGAAAUUAUGCAUCCUAUAAGGAAUGUGAAGGUAGUUCUGUUCUUUUCAUGUUUGGAAUAAGAUACAUCUUUGUGCCUUUGAUGUUCCCUUUUUUUAACACACUGUGAUGGGUGACCAGCCCACAAACAUGUCUUGAAUUAUCUACCCACUAGGUACAAGGUACUAUACUAUGUUCUGAGGAGCAUACAAAACUUAAUGACAUGGCAGUUGGCCUCACAUAGCUUGAAUUCUAGUAAGCAGCUUUUAAAGGGAAAUUUACAAUGAGAUAGACUAGAAAAUACGUAUACCUUGAUGGCUGAACUUGGUUCAUAUCAUACCACUUCCUAUGUGUGACUUUGGGAAACAUGCAACUUCUCUGAGCCUCAGCUUCCUUGCAUGUAAAACAGGGCUCAAGAUGGUUG